UUCUGACUUCAUUUGAUGACAUUGAUAUCAGGUGACCAGGAUGGCCAGGCCAAUCUGACAGAGGGUGAUGUUUAUAAAAGGCCCUUCACCCAGAAACAGAAGCUCCGUGCCAGACUCCAUAACCCUGCUGAUCUCAAGCACCUGCCUCUACAGUUGAUACAGAUGGCAAUAUCCCCAACGGCCACAGAGCUUCUCCUGGCCUCCUUUGUCUUCUGCCUGGUGUUCUGGGUGGUCAGGGCCUGGCAGCCUCAGGUUCCCAAAGGCCUGAAGAGUCCACCAGGGCCCUGGGGCUGGCCUCUGCUCGGGCACGUGCUGACCUUGAGGAAGAACCCACAUCUGGUGCUGGCAAGGCUGAGCCAGCGUUACGGGGACGUGCUGCAAAUCCGCAUCGGCUCCACACCCGUGCUGGUGCUCAGUGGCCUGGACACCAUCCGGCAGGCCCUGGUGCAGCAGGGUGAUGACUUCAAGGGCCGGCCCAACCUCUACAGCUUCAGUCUGGUCACUGAUGGCCACAGCAUGACCUUCAGCCCAGACUCUGGACCAGUGUGGGCCGCCCGCAGGCGCCUGGCCCAGAGCGCUCUCAACACCUUCUCCAUUGCCUCAGACCCGGCUUCCGCAUCCUCCUGCUACCUGGAAGACCACGUGAGCAAGGAGGCCGAGGCCCUCCUCAGCAGGUUGCAGGAACAGAUGGCAGAGGUUGGGAGCUUCGAUCCCCAUAGCCAAGUGGUGCUGUCAGUGGCCAAUGUCAUUGGUGCCAUGUGCUUUGGGCAGCACUUUCCUCAGGACAGUGAGGAAAAGCUCAGCCUCAUACACAGCAGCAAUAUAUUCGUGGAGAAUGCGUCCUCCGGGAACCCUGUGGACUUCUUCCCCAUCCUUCAAUAUAUCCCCACCCCAGGCCUGCAGAGAUUCAAGGCCUUCAACCAGAAGUUGGUACAGUUCCUGCAGAAAAUUAUCCAGGAGCACUACCAGGACUUUGACGAGCUUGUGUCCUCACAGAACAACAUCCAGGACAUCGCAGGCGCCCUGUUGAAGCACUGUAAGAAGGGCUCCAGAGCUAAUGGUGGCCACAUCCCUCACGAGAAGAUCGUCAGCCUUAUCAACGACAUUUUUGGGGCCGGAUUUGACACUGUGACAACAGCCAUCUCCUGGAGCCUUAUGUACCUUGUGACAAAUCCUGAGAAACAGAGAAAGAUCCAGGAGGAGCUGGACACAGUGGUUGGCAGGGCACGGCGGCCCCGGUUGUCUGACAGACUCCAGCUGCCCUACCUGGAGGCCUCCAUCUUGGAGAUCUUCCGACACUCCUCCUUCAUCCCCUUCACUGUCCCCCACAGCACAACAAGGGACACGACACUGAAUGGCUUCUACAUCCCAGAGAAACACCUUGUCUUCAUAAACCAGUGGCAGAUCAAUCAUGACCAAAAGGUGUGGGGAGAUCCAUUUGAGUUCCGGCCAGAGCGAUUCCUCACUGCUGAUGGCACUGCCAUCAACAAGAUCUUAAGUGAGAAGGUGAUGAUCUUUGGCCUGGGCAAGCGCCGGUGUAUAGGGGAGGUCCUGGCCAAGUGGGAGGUCUUCCUCUUCCUAGCCAUCUUGCUGCAGCAGCUGGAGUUCAGCGUGCCAGCGGGUGUGAAAGUAGACCUAACUCCCAUCUAUGGACUGACCAUGAAGCACGUCCGCUGUGAGCACGUCCAGGCCCGGCCACGUUUCUCCAUCAAGUGAAGACACCAGCAUGCCAAGGCAGAGGGAGGGGUGAGGAUCACCCAUGGGUCCCCAGCCCUUGUUUUUUGCCUUUUUCUUAAAUGAAAGCUUUAUUGAGGUAUAAUAUACAUACCAUACAAUUCA
Acinonyx jubatus (cheetah) is the source of this 1839-nucleotide messenger RNA. Its product is annotated as cytochrome P450 1A2. Gene Ontology annotation, biological process: progesterone metabolic process; hormone biosynthetic process. Gene Ontology annotation, molecular function: heme binding; iron ion binding; oxidoreductase activity, acting on paired donors, with incorporation or reduction of molecular oxygen, reduced flavin or flavoprotein as one donor, and incorporation of one atom of oxygen. The transcript has 7 exons. NCBI's taxonomy places the organism in Eukaryota, Metazoa, Chordata, Mammalia, Carnivora, Felidae. The record is from RefSeq and is a predicted model, not a curated record. The coding region runs from base 16 to 1716 and encodes 566 amino acids.